Messenger RNA from Xyrauchen texanus (razorback sucker), 2246 nucleotides. RefSeq names its product hepatocyte growth factor-like. The transcript has 18 exons. NCBI's taxonomy places the organism in Eukaryota, Metazoa, Chordata, Actinopteri, Cypriniformes, Catostomidae. The coding region runs from base 102 to 2246 and encodes 714 amino acids. Gene Ontology annotation, molecular function: serine-type endopeptidase activity; signaling receptor binding. The record is from RefSeq and is a predicted model, not a curated record. Gene Ontology annotation, biological process: proteolysis.
CAGUCACUGUCUCGCGCUGCUGGGUGAUUUAUUUGCUUUUAUUUAAAGGAGGCAAACGACAAUACGUCUGUCAUCGUUGGCAUUUGGCUCUGCAAAGCGCCAUGUGGAUUUACAAAAUGCUGCUCUGUGUGGCCGUUUUAGUUUACUCAGAAACUAAGCGGCAUGCUCUGCAAGACUACGAGAAGACUGAUGGCGUGCGCUUGGUCACGCCACAUGAUUUGUCCUACAUGUUCAGAGGAUGCAAGAUGGGCGUGGGGAAGUGUGCCCGUCGCUGUAGUCGCAACAGGAAGCUCCAGUUCACCUGCAGAGCAUUCAGCUUUGAUCAGAAAAGUGCAAAGUGUCAUUUACUGUCCUACGACAGCCUCACCAUUGGUGUCCGCUUGGAGAAUGACUCCAACUUCGAUCUCUAUGAGAAGAAAGACUUUGUGAGAGAAUGCAUCGUUGGCAAUGGCCUGAACUACAAAGGGAAGAGAUCAGCAACCAAGAGCGGAGUCCAGUGCCAGCACUGGAAUUCAAAAACUCCUCAUGAACACAAUUUCUUACCCCAGAGGAACAAGCACAGAGAUCUGCGGGAGAAUUUAUGUCGUAACCCAGACAACACCACAACAGGUCCCUGGUGCUUCACCACAGACCCGAAACUACGACACCAGGACUGCAGCAUCCCGCAGUGCUCAGAGGUGGAAUGUGUGACGUGUAACGGAGAAAGUUACCGUGGACCCAUGGACCACACAGAGAGUGGCCGGGAAUGCCAGCGCUGGGACCUUGAGGAACCACACAAACACCUUUUCCACCCCAAAAGGUACCCUGAUAAAGGUCUAAAGGACAACUACUGCAGGAACCCAGACGGGCACCAGAGACCCUGGUGUUACACCACCGAUCCCAGUAUGCCAUGGGAGUACUGUAACAUCAAACAGUGUGACACAAACACUGGCGUUGACAUUGACAACACAACGGCUUGCUUCCGUGGACGCGGUGAGGAUUAUCGUGGAACGGAGGGCAUUACCCCCGAGGGAGUGACCUGCCAAAGGUGGGACGCCCAGUUUCCCCAUCGCCACGACUACAUGCCCCAAAACUACCACUGCAAGGAUCUCAGAGAGAACUACUGUAGGAAUCCUAAUGGUAGUCAUCUCCCAUGGUGCUUCACUACUGACCCCAGUGUACCAGUGGCGUUCUGCAGCAACAUCCCUCGCUGUGAAGUCACAGCCCAUGAACCUGAAGAGUGUUACACGGGCAUUGGCGACAUGUACAAUGGCAAACGUGCAAAAACCCGCUCGGGCAUCACCUGUGCUCCAUGGAAAGCCUGCAGUGAAAGUAAAGAAAGAGAUGUAGACUUGCUGACGGCUGAACAGGCGGGGAACUUCUGCAGAAAUCCAGACAUGGACAAACACGGCCCGUGGUGUUUUACCAACAGUUCUUCAAUCCCCUGGGACUACUGCUCCCUCGAACCCUGUGAACCCUCACAAAACAAUCUGCCACAGAAAGCUGAGGUGACAAAGACUUCGUGUUUUGUUCAUAAGCAGGUGAGAAUCGUCGGUGGGGGUCCCGUACCGAUUAAAGAAGGCAGCUGGAUGGUCAGCAUACAGAAGGGGAGCACUCACUGGUGCGGGGGAUCUCUGGUCAGGGAGGAGUGGGUGCUGACAGACAGACAGUGCUUCUCGUCAUGCGUGCCUGACCUAUCAGAGUACAGAGUUUGGCUCGGGACGGCCCAUCUGAACGAAUCGGGUGAGAACGACAUCAACAGGCAGGAGAGACGAAUCUCAAACGUCAUCUGUGGCCCCGAAGGCUCCAGUCUCGCCCUGCUGCGACUAACUCAACCGGCACUCCCGAGAGAGCAUGUGAGAAUUAUUCAGCUGCCCGUGGCCGACUGCAGCAUUCAGGAGGACACCAUAUGCUCCGUGUAUGGCUGGGGUGAGACCAAAGGCACCGGGCACGAGAAAACACUGAAGAGGGUUCACUUGCCCAUAGUAGGCAACGGACGAUGCCAACAGCUGCACAAAGGAGCUAUUCCAUUCAGCACUUCCAAACUGUGUGCUGGAGGAAGGAGGGAUGAAGGAGUGUGUGAUAAAGACUACGGAGGCCCGCUAGUAUGCCAAGAGAGUAACAGUAAAGUCAUCGUGGGCGUGAGCAUAAACGGCCGAGGAUGUGGCCGACACAACCGACCUGCCAUUUUUGAGAACGUGGCCUUCUAUACCGGAUGGAUCCACAAAGUGUUCAAACAUUACCCCAACUCGGAACUAAACUACUGA